AAGUCUCUCCCUUUACGAAACAAGACGGUCAAGAAAAAAGUUGAGACUCUUCUCUUUUAGAUUUUGAAACCGAAAAUCUUAAGCUAAUUACACCUUUGGAUUUGUAUUUGUUCGCUAAUACAUAUACUAGUUUGACGAAUCUAAUAUACCAAGUAAAGCUGUCUCUUUCAGCUUACUUUUUUCUACUCAGAUAUUAAUAAAGUUAGCAACUUCUGAAGCUUCUUCUUAAAACCUCAAAGAUGUCGAAGAACCCAUCUCAGGAAGAAGAUGAAGCCAUGCCAAUCUCUGAAGUAGUAAUAAAGAGAUUCAAGCGUUUAAGGCUCGUGUUCGAGCCAUCACUAGGAGUCUUGGGUUUUUUCUUGGUGGGUUUGUGUUUAGUCUUCAGCUUCUUCUACCUCGAUUACAGAACCGUGGCUAAAACUAAAAGUCAUGACUUUUCGGAUCAAUCGGAGAGAUUCCUUUGGCUCAAGGAGCUCGAUGGGUUUGAAGUUAACAACACCAAAGUUGGGUUUCUUGAAGAGAGUGGGAAUGGUUGUGAUUUGUUCAAUGGGAAAUGGGUUUGGGACGAAUCGUAUCCCUUGUAUCAGUCUAAAGAUUGUACCUUUAUUGAUGAAGGAUUCAGAUGCACUGAGUUUGGGAGACCUGAUUUGUUCUAUACUAAGUGGAGAUGGCAACCUAACCAUUGUGAUUUGCCCAGAUUUGAUGCUAAGUUGAUGUUGGAGAAGCUAAGGAACAAGCGGCUAGUGUUUGUAGGAGACUCAAUUGGAAGAAACCAAUGGGAGUCUCUUCUUUGUAUGCUAGCUUCUGCAAUCAGUAACAAGAAUUUGGUUUAUGAAGUGAACAAUAGACCCAUCACAAAGCACAUGGGCUUCUUUGUGUUCAGGUUUCAUGACUACAAUUGCACUGUUGAAUACUAUAGAGCACCGUUUUUGGUUCUUCAAAGCCGGCCACCUGAAGGAUCACCAGAGAAGGUAAAGACCACUCUUAAGCUAGAGACGAUGGAAUGGACUGCUGAUAAGUGGAGAGAUGCGGAUAUAUUAGUGUUUAACACGGGUCAUUGGUGGAACUAUGAGAAAACUAUUCGCGGAGGUUGUUACUUUCAAGAAGGAGAAAAAGUAAGAAUGAGAAUGAAGAUAGAGCAUGCGUAUAGACGAGCUAUGAAGACUGUAAUGAAAUGGAUACAAGAAGAGGUUGAUGCAAACAAGACACAGGUUUUCUUUCGGACAUUUGCCCCUGUGCAUUUCAGGUUGGUCACACAUAUCUCCAAAACAAGAAUCUUCGAUGAAUCUUAAAGCUCCUUUUAAUUGAUGUUUUCUUGUAUUCAGGGGAGGAGAUUGGAGAACUGGAGGAACAUGUCAUAUGGAGACACUGCCUGAUUUUGGAGCUUCUCUGGUUCCAGCAGAGACAUGGGAUCAUAUAAAGCUCCUUCAAGAUGUCUUGUCUUCGUCUCUUUACUACUCGAACAUAUCAGAGACGGUUAAACUGAAAGUGUUGAACAUAACAGCCAUGGCUGCUCAAAGAAACGAUGGUCACCCAUCACUGUACUACCUGGGCUUGGCUGGUCCUGCGCCAUUCCACAGGCAAGACUGCAGCCAUUGGUGUCUCCCUGGAGUUCCUGAUUCGUGGAAUGAGCUUCUUUAUGCAUUGUUUCUAAAGCAUGAAGGCUAUUCAAGUCCAAGAUCAAACAAUAGCGAUACAGACAACUUUACAUAACAUCUUUUGGUAAAGUAGAUGGUUCUUGCUCUCUAGAGGCUGGGCUCAAGAUUUUGAUUGAGUGAUUAGGUUAAUUGGGUGGGGAAUAUGUAAUUACUUGUUAGGUUAAGCAACUUUUGUUGUAAAGAUAUUAGUUUUGGAUCUCUGUUCUCAAGAAAUAUUGGAAAUUUAAAAGUGUUUUGGUAUACAAUGAUUAUGUAACACUUCCAGAACUUUAUUUUGCUUUUGAUUAUAAGAAACAAAUCCAUAUAUGAUAAUAAUCGAAGUUUGGUACUUUGUUUGGUCUUCAACGUGAAAAACCGGCACUGUGAUGAUGAUGAUGAUGAUGGUAAGGAAUAGAGGCUAUGGGAGGACGAUGAUGAUGAAGAAGAAGAAAAGUGCCAUAAUUGGCGCCGGCGACAUGAGACUUCUUCGACUCUAAAACAUCUUGUGUGACGGUUAUACCCUUUUCCACGUCAACUAGUUUGGUCUGCAUCUCAUCGUGAUCGGUGCAACCGUUGACGGCGUAGACGACACAACAUGCGAGAAG
Messenger RNA from Arabidopsis thaliana (thale cress), 2242 nucleotides. RefSeq names its product TRICHOME BIREFRINGENCE-LIKE 11 (gene TBL11). The record is from RefSeq and is marked reviewed. Gene Ontology annotation, cellular component: membrane. The transcript has 3 exons. Gene Ontology annotation, molecular function: O-acetyltransferase activity; transferase activity. NCBI's taxonomy places the organism in Eukaryota, Viridiplantae, Streptophyta, Magnoliopsida, Brassicales, Brassicaceae. The coding region runs from base 240 to 1292 and encodes 350 amino acids.